Messenger RNA from Trametes versicolor FP-101664 SS1, 5620 nucleotides. RefSeq lists its product as uncharacterized. The record is from RefSeq and is a predicted model, not a curated record. Bases 365 to 5299 code for a protein of 1644 amino acids. NCBI's taxonomy places the organism in Eukaryota, Fungi, Basidiomycota, Agaricomycetes, Polyporales, Polyporaceae. The transcript is spliced from 7 exons.
GUCUGGAUACGUCAGCUUCAGCUUCGAAGCGGCUGUCAACUCCGAGAAGAAGGACAACCAUAUCUAGCUUCGCGUCUCCAACUCGUGUUCUACACGUUGCUCUCUCGUUUCUCUCUCCUGCAGCCUACUCCUCUCCUCGUCUCACGUCUGUCUGGCUUUCUGAUUGGGCUCUGCGCGUGUUCUUGCGCGCACAUUUUGCCGAUAUCUCCAUAACUCAUUACUGCCGUCUGGGCGCAUCUCGCUUCUUCUCCGCAUUCUACACGCGAUCUGACAUUCAACGCUUUCCCGUGCCACGCUCUUUCAACGUGUUUCCAACGAGGCUAUCGAAACAGGGUACCCUUGCUCACACAGUAGACAAUUACCCAUGCACCGCUUCCGCAAACGAUCAGACGCAAAGCGCGUUCCAGUCCCUGAGGCGUUGGCCCCACGCACUGUCGACACGCAAGAGGUUCUCCCCUCGUUGCCCCCCGCGAGCGAUUUCCGCACGUCCCUAAUCUUACCGGAUCUCACCCGACGCUUCAGCGUGUUGCAAAACUCCACCGGCGAGCCUAUCGGGCUCGAUGAGCUGAAGAGCAAGUUUGCAGAGCAGCGCGCGCGGGGGUCUCAGAACCAAGUGACGGAGGAGGAAGAGGAUAUGAUACUGGAGGCUCUGGGUAGGCUCCACGGCAGGAAACCACGCACACAAGGUCAGCACAGCGGUUAUGAAUCGAGCGAGAGUCGGCCGAAUGGAGGAGAUGGCGACGACGAGGACACGGAUGCUAUGCGGCAGUCGGUGCGCUCCUCGAACUCCGCAACAACACCCUCAUUACAUGGCGCUGCCUCGAACGCCUCCCUCUCCUCCGCGAAGGGUUCGCAUUCUGGCCGGCGGAUGAGUAACAAUUUGUUUGGCUCGGGCAAGUUCCGGGAUCAGGCCUACUUCAUGCGCAAUACCAAUCCUAGUACUGGGCGCCGCAGCGGACGUGGAGGUGGCGCUAUCGCUCAGUCGGACUCUAGCAUGAGCAUGAGCACCAUUGCCAGCGCGCGUGGGGACACCAGUACCUCAAUGUACUCUGACAGCCUCCGUCCGGUCACGCCGGAGGGCAGCACCUACACGCACUCCACGCCUUCCAGCCCCGGGAACAACAGCACGUUCUCUAAGGACCGCAGCUCGGACUAUGCCACGAGUAACCUAAGCAAGCGACUGUCGAAGGCGUUGUCCCCGGAUGGGCUGCGGCGAGCGUCGAUGGCCCUCGACCAGGCAAUUCGAGAGUUGGAGGAAGAGGGAGACGAUGAGAUUGUCAUGGAGCGAUCCCCGGUUGUGCACGCGCCCCACAGAGAUAUGAACGGUUCUCUUGCAGCAUUGACUACUGCGUUCGAGCCAAGCUUGUCUUCGCCUUUGCCAUCCCCAGGCGAAGAGGCGGGGACAGCGCUGUCGUCCGACGACCCAAUACUCUCGGAUGAAAAUCAACGGACGUCAUCCCACCCCGGCUCGCGUACCACGUCACCGACCCCUCGUUUACCUGGCUAUAUUCCGGGCAUGCCGCGCCCCAUGACUCCUAGGGAGGCCAUCUUUGACAACGAAGAUUUGACGCCCUCUGCGACACCCCGAGCAACAUCACCUCGUCUACCAGGCCUCAAUACCCAAGUCUCCCCCUUGAUACCCCAGAGCAUUGCAUCCACUCUCAACAGGAGCAACUCUGGCGCUUCGGCAUUUCACCGCCCAGUCUCCCCUGCACAGGGCUCGACUCCUCCCCUCUUCUUCAAUCGUUCUAUGAACGGUCGCUACACACCCGAGGAUCGCCAGCGAAAUACAACCAAACUCCCCUCACCCACCGCUGAAGCUCCGGAUUCCCCCGUGAUGGGUAGACGCCGACCGAUGUCGCCACUCUCUGGUCCUGCAUAUCAGCCACUCGCCGCAUCAUCACCAUCUUCUCGCCCCCCUUCUCGCCCAACCACGCCAUCAAACGUGACGUGGAAUACGGCAUCCAGUCCAAACGGCACACCUCAGAAGUCUCAUGGGCGCAACGGGAGCACGUCUGGCCACAGUCGUAACGGAAGCACCGUCAGCUUCACCGACCAAGGCGCAGAUACGCUAGACCGAGCAAAAUCCACAUCCCGCUCUCUCCGCUCGCCCGCCUUGCCUGACUCUCCUUGGGUCGACAACGGCCACUCUGGAUCGUUCGCCAUUGCGCAGCCCGACCACCGUCCGCCGUCCGCGAUGUCCGGGAUGGACCUCGGGUCUCCCGCACAACACGGAAACCGGAUUCUCCGCUCCCCUACCCCCACCUACAACGGCGCCCGCUCUCCAACAUCGCCCACCUUCCGGGACUUUGGCGCGAUCAAUGGGGACGGCGCCAUCACGAGUGCACGCUCAUCGAAGCAAACACAGCACGCGAGCUCUCAUUCGUUUUCGCUUGGUACGCCUAACGCGCUCCUUUUCUCGCCCAUCGCGAACUCUUCGCGGUCGUCUCUUGAAUCUGCCGGCUCCAGCUACCACACCUGGGACGAAGACCACAGCAAGGAUCGCCUCUCUGGGUUGCUCAAUAGCCUGGACUCGGACUACUCUCCGUGGCACGAUAUCUCACCAGACAAGUCGGGCCCGUCGACAGCUGGAACCUCCCCCUACGACGCGCCCGAGCCUGAGGAUGCGGUACGGCGGGAGGUCGGGCUGACGAAAGGCGACUUCGUGACUAUCCAGGACAAGCUGGUCGGCACCGCACUGUCCAAGGCUGCAACGCCAGAGAACCGCGCGCGCGCUGGCUCGAUCAGGAGGCGUCGGCCGUCUACAUCGCAGUCGAACUACUCGGUCAACGGAGAGAACAGGGCCAACUCGACCCCCCAGCCACAGCCGCAGGUGUCGCCACAACACGUGGUGACGUCAUCGCGACCUUCCGCGAACGACCAUGUCGCGAAGGCCAACGCGUUGCUCAACGCGGUCGUGCACAGUAUCGAGUCUCCUCGCCCUCGCCCAGCGGAAGCUUUGGCGGUCGAAGAGCCCUCGUUAGCAGUCCCCGCUCCUGCUGAUACAGAGCAGUCGAGCCCGAUGCGACGAAACAGGGCGCUGGCGGACGCGCUUUUCGGUAUUGAAGACCGGGACCGGACAAUGAGUCCCCCUAUGCCCACCUCACCUCCUCAGAUCUCCAUCAUGCCUGAGUUUUCUGAUCCAGAGCCGGACGAGGACGAACCCAUCCAGUCUGUGUUCUCUCCCACGAAACCUCUGCAGACGCCGAAGCGGUCGGAUUCAUUACGACAUGCUACUUCUCCUAGGGUGGCCAUGCCGCCUCCACCCGCGAUGCCGCUAUCACCCCUGUCACCCACCUCAGGGAUGAACCCGUCCGAACUUGCUCUCGAGGUGCAACGCAGGGCAGAGGCCGCCACUGCCGCCUUGCGGAAGUCGCCCUCGAUUCCGAAGAUCGCUGACGGCUCCGGCAGCGUACCCAGGAAGCGGAUCAGCCCGAACAAGAUCUCUUCCCCCACUCUCGUUUCUGCGUCUACUAGCGUUGAUGCCAUUCCAUUGCGCUCCCCUACUGCUUCGCCUUCCCCGCAAAACAUGCAGACGUCGAGCAAGAUUGGUUCGCGGUUCAAGAAGCUGCGUGGGACCAUCCGGCAAAAGCAGCACAUCCCCAAUGGAGAGGAGGUUACGCCGUUCCCGCUCGACAUGCGGAGCCCAACUACAGGGCCGCCGUCUGGUAGUUCGCCUAGCCUGGCACUCCGGACCGACCCCAUCCCCAUAUCUGCUAGUCUUGCGGAGCCAACGAGGUUGAAGCCUCCGCCAGCACCGUUGCCGAGCCCACCUGCGUCUGCAACUCCAGGCCUGAAGGGGUUCAUGGCGCGUUUCCGCAAGUCUCGCCCACCGGAGCCUCUGAUUCCAUCUCGACCUGUGCAGGGACCGAUGUCGGCCACCGCUUCGAAGACUAUGAGCAUGGCGGGUCCGUCCCCCGAACAAUCGUAUGGCCCGAUGCCGCACUCCGCCCCAGCCCUGCAAACGAUGUUCCGAAGCCCCAGUCCGGCUGGCCCCACUUCUCCGCCCCCUCAAUCGCCGACGCCCAGACCACCGCAGGAAGGUUUCGCAGGAGAACCCUCCGCGCAAGCCCAGACCAACGAUGCACUCAGGCAACUGUUCGAUGCGGCCACGAACCUUGGUCUCGACCAGGCGGCGCUCAACGACUUGAUCGCCCGAUCGCCUUCGACGUCCUCGCGGUCUACUGCUUGGACGAAGCUGACAAGGGCGACCUCGCCGAAUGAAAGCAGGAAGAGCCAAGUGCCCGUCAUCCGGGGAAGAGCCACGCCAGAAAGCAUGCGCUCGCCGAUAUCCGAGGGUCGCCCUAGCUUCGACGGGUAUUCUCCGAGGCCGUCGACCGACACGCGCCCGCCCGUUCGCAAGGGACAGGAGUCGCCUCAGCGCCCACGCCAACAACAGCAGGACGCGGCCCAGAACACCGUCGUGCGGCGCACCAUCAUUUUCCCCUCCGAUUCUAGGGCCUCUGGCUUCGACUUGGGUGCAUUGGUGCGCAAGCAGUCGGCGUCCCGCAGACGCGCCUCGGUCGGCUCUAAGUCUUCCAUCCACGAUCGAGUGCCCACCCCGCCGCCUCCUCAUCGGGCCGGAGGGCGGAGGUUCUCUACCGACACGUCUCCCCCAGUGCCGCAGCUGCCCACGCCGUUCUCCGUCCACGCUGAGGGCUCCCUUGCUGUGCCGAGUGGGGUGGAAACGUCGAACUCCGCUUAUGACUCUUUAUACGAUAUGUAUGCUGGGGACGGCAGAGGCCAGAUGCUCAGCGCGGAGUCUCCCGGCGCGGGCAGCUCGCAAGGUCAGCGCGAGGCCAUACCGGAGUCAGGGCCGGCGCUCGAGGUGAUCGAAAUGGCCAACGGAGAGACGAUUUGGUCGAUCGUGAACGGGCUGCGUGACGAUGACGGCGAAUCUUACUACGGGGACCGUGCGAGCUUCUACUCCGAGUACUCGGUGAAGGACACGAACGAAAACGUCAAGCUGUUCUUCAAGGAGCACGAGCGCAAGUCGUCGAAAGGCAGCACGAGCUCCUCUUUCCUGUCGCGAAAGAAGCCGCAGCAGCCAAAAGGUUCCGCACGACCGGAGACCAAGGUCUUCUUCAGCUCGAGUGCGCAAAUAGGCCGUCUAAUUGAGAACCUCUCGCGUGGUAUGGACUCCGGCUCGUUCAAUAUUGCCGGACCGGGGCAAGGGGGCCGCUCACAAGGUCACGUUGGUCACUCGACCGCGUCGUCUGUAGGGUCUGAGGCGGACGCACGUUGGACAGUCGAGGAGGAACGGCUGGAGCACAUGCUCGGGUCUAUGGGGGGUAGCUGAUUCAUUUGCCAUGCUUUCGGGAUCGUUCUGCCGCUGCUAUCAUUUAUGUUUCCGUCGGGACUCAGACUUGUGUUUCCCAGCGCUAUUAAUCUCGCACCGGACCGAUCGUUCACUGCUGUGUUCCGAGGGUUUAUGCUGCAUCGUGGUCUACCGUGUUAAUAAAUAUUUGGUCCGUGGAAAUUCUCGCGGCUGCCUCCUUUGUCCGUCCGCGCUCACAUCCCCCGCCAGUCUAUCCACCUGUUCAAGCAGAGUGCGAGGAGCGCGUCCCGGAUGAGGUUCUCCUCGUGGAAGCCGUACUCCAGCAGCGCGUACGCGCGGCCG